Messenger RNA from Salvia splendens (bonfire salvia), 542 nucleotides. Its product is annotated as zinc finger protein 593. Gene Ontology annotation, molecular function: nucleic acid binding; zinc ion binding. Bases 78 to 437 code for a protein of 119 amino acids. NCBI's taxonomy places the organism in Eukaryota, Viridiplantae, Streptophyta, Magnoliopsida, Lamiales, Lamiaceae. The record is from RefSeq and is a predicted model, not a curated record. The transcript has 4 exons.
GCUUCAUUGGCAGCUAGGGUUUUCGAUUUCUCAAUCACAACCAAAUCAAAACUCAAAUUUCCGAUUCCACUCAUACAAUGGGUGGAAAGUGUCCGCACAGGAGCGUGAAGAAGCGCCGCUAUUCUCACAAGUCUUUUAGGCGCUCCAAAUUUCUUGUGAAGGGCGACGACGCCGUUUACGAUGAGCUUCAGAAAGGGGAGGAAGAGAGAAAGCCCUUGCCCGUGGAUGAAGAUCUUCCGGGAAUGGGGCAGUACUAUUGUUUUCACUGCGAUCGCUAUUUUGCUAAUGUGGCUGUCAGAGACGAACAUUUCAAGACCAAACGGCAUAGGAAGCGUGUGAAGAUCAUGUUGGGACCUGCACCGCACACGCAACUGGAUGCUGAUCUAGCUGCCGGAAUGGGCAAGCCAGACAAUGGCCCCAAGUUAAUGGCAAUGUAAACUUAUUCCUGUGUUUUUUUAUGUUCCUGAAGUUUGUGUUUGUACGAAUUCUAGGCUCCCUGCCUUUACCCCUUGUUUUAUUACAAUGAUACAACUAGUGGCUUA